AAAAACCCAACAAAAAUGCGUUCACUUAUCUCAGUUUUAUGCCUAAUGGCUGUUUGGAUUCCCUUUAAUAAAGCCGCCCCAUUUCCUCCCGAAGUCAAACGUUGCCAUGCCUCCGAUACCGAUUGCAUUGUCCGCACCUCAAAUGAAUUGUUGAAGAUUUAUGCCCGCAAAGGUUUACCGGCCGCAUUCUUUCCCGUUGUCGAGCCAUUCCAUUUGAAAAGGGUUGAAUUAUCAGAUGGCCGCAGUGGUUCGUUAGCAUUAAAGUUGACACUUCGCGAUGUCGAUGUGAUGGGUCUGUCGGGAGUGAAAUUCGAUCGUGCUGUUGGCUUUACAUCCGAUCCUGCUACAAGCAAAUUUGAAUUACAUGGUGAUCUGGGCAAAAUGUCGAUUCGCAGCAAAUACACAGCCGAUGGACGUAUUUUGAUUUUGCCCAUUCAAGGUGAUGGUGAUGCCGAUAUUGGUUUUGAGAAAAUCAUGUUCUCUGCAAAGUUCAAGCCUUCGUUGCACCCCAAGAAUGGUAAAACUUAUUUGGCUGUGGACAAGUUGAAGGUGUUGCUUGAACCACAAAGAAUGACCAUUAAGUUGACUAAUCUUUUCAAUGGCGAUCAAGCCUUGGGUGCCCACAUGAAUCAAUUCUUGAAUGAAAACUGGAAUGAAGUUUGGUUGGAAUUGCAAACUGCUGUGCAAAACACCAUCUCCAGUAUUAUGAGGAGUAUUUUGGAUACCAUGUUCAAAGAAUUUGCCUAUGAAGAUUUUCUGGAAGUUUAA
This is a messenger RNA of Musca vetustissima, 768 nucleotides long. RefSeq names its product protein takeout-like. The transcript is spliced from 4 exons. The record is from RefSeq and is a predicted model, not a curated record. Bases 16 to 768 code for a protein of 250 amino acids. Lineage: Eukaryota; Metazoa; Arthropoda; Insecta; Diptera; Muscidae.